Messenger RNA from Actinia tenebrosa (Australian red waratah sea anemone), 1823 nucleotides. RefSeq names its product checkpoint protein HUS1. Gene Ontology annotation, cellular component: nucleolus; site of double-strand break; checkpoint clamp complex. Lineage: Eukaryota; Metazoa; Cnidaria; Anthozoa; Actiniaria; Actiniidae. The record is from RefSeq and is a predicted model, not a curated record. Gene Ontology annotation, biological process: double-strand break repair via homologous recombination; nucleotide-excision repair; telomere maintenance.
AAAUGGCGGGUAGUUUGACGGCUUGUCGUGCUUCGUAUCAGUCUUCUUUCUCUUUUACGUAAGAUACGACUCUAAAAGUUUAAUAUCUAAAGAGUGUUCAAACUAGUAGCAUCUCCACGAUGCGUUUCCGUGCAAAAAUAAUUGACAUAUCUUGUAUUCAAAGGCUAACACGUGUCUUAGCUACCUUAUCGAGGAUGGCCAAGACUUGUGUCCUUCGUCUCACUCCAACGAAGCUGUAUUUUAUCUUUUCUGAAACCGCGGGAACAAGUGGUGGUGUUUCUAUGUGGUGUGAACUUACCCAGGGUAACAUCUUUGAUGAAUAUCGUAUUGAAGGUGUGGAUGAAAGCAACAACAUUUACCUGGAAUUGGUACCUGAGAACUUGUCCAGGGCAAUGAGAUCAGCCGGUAGUGCCCAAGCAGUAAAAAUUAAACUGACCAAAAAACAUACUCCUUGUUUUACCUUUGAGAUCACACUGCCAUCACUUUCCACACACACUAGGAGUGUUGUGCAUGAUGUUCCAGUCAGUGUUGUUCCUCAAAGGAAUUGGGAAGAGUAUUCAGAGCCAAAUAUGCCAGACUUUGAUGUUAGUAUCUACAUGCCACCCAUGAAGACUGUUAGGAAUGUGGUUGAGAGAAUGAAAAAUCUCAGUAAUUACAUGACAAUUGCUGCCAAUGUAAAAGGAUCCAUGACCCUUGGAGUAGAAACAGAUCUAGUAACCAUAGCAACACAUUUCAAACAUCUGGAUAAUCCUGUUUGGGAGGGUGAAGAGAAUUUACAGACCCAAGACAAGGAAGAAAUGGCACAGGCUAGAAUUGAAAUAAAGAAGAUGGCAACUUUUCUUCAAGGCGAGCAGUUUGGUCCAAAUAAAGUCAUAUGCAAUAUUAUUGACAGCAGAGCAAUUCAGUUUUUUCUUGUCCAUGAUGAUUUAUCACUCCAGUAUAUCAUACCAGCUGUAUCAAGAUAGCAUUAGAGAAUCAGGGAGGAUUGUUAGUAUGUAGGUAGAGUAGAGUAGACAUGGUGAAAGUGUACUAUGAAACCUUCAAAUUGUAUUGGUCUCCAAAAACAAUUUCUGGGCUGCUAUCUGUCAGGACAUGGCUUAAUAAGAUAGAAGUGCAAAAUAGCAUGUUAGUUCAGUGGGGAGAGGCAAAACCUGGAGAAUGGCUAAAGGGAUCUUACAUUUUUUUACUGGGAGUAGGGGAGGGGAAGGGGAGAAGUGGGAUUUAAGAGGGGUCAUUUUAAAAAAUCAGUCUCAAGAAGGAGCACACACAAACAGAAAUCCAAGUUGCAAUGCAUUUGUCGACACCACUAAAACUCACCUCAACUUUGUGUAAACGAUAAACUUUAGUUUAUGUUUGAUGUACAUAAAACAUAUCAAGAACAACUAAAUCUCCCAGUAAACCCCUUGCUGGGAGUGGGUCUGCACAGGGAGCCCAAAGUCCGCUACACACUUUCGUAAUUAACAGAAUGGUAAUUCUUCACAGGGGAAAGUACCCAGUCUUGAAAUAAAAUCCCAAGAAAGUAUUAAUAACAAAAUGUAAAGGUCUGUUGCAACAGUGUUAUAGAUUAAUAAUUUGUGGCUGGGUAUGACCUAGAUGGGGGAAGUGGGAAAGAGUAAAAGGGAUAGGAUGAAACAAUGGGAGUUUAUGAUGGGGAGGAUCUGUUAUGUACUAGAAUCCCAUCCAGGAGGAGAAGAGAUCGAUACACCUGAUUACUUGAUCAUUCUAUAGAUCCCUUUCAAAAUAGUCCUCAAUACAAGGCUAGUAGGAAAAUACCAAUUUGUAUUUGUGCUGAUUUUUUGUUUUUCUAUAAAGCUUUAGCUGUA